AUGUUUUCCUCUUCCCUCUCCCGCCGUCUCCAUGGCAUCUUCAACCAUUCUCGUUCCCCCACAUCCAGAUUCAACAAAUCUAACCCCUCGCUUCCUUCUUCAGCUACCCAAAAAUGCAACAAAUCCACCGCCGCAACUCCUCUCACCGCCGAAGAACAUCUUCAAAACAUCGUUGACAAGUUCAUUAAGAACACCGAGUCCCAACGAUUCCGCCACCAGAAAGGCACUUAUGAUUCCACAGUUCGCCUUCUUGCUGUCCGUAAAAAAUUUUCCCUGAUUGAAGAUAUUAUAGAAGCCCAGAAGAAGUAUGAGGAUAUUAAAGUAGAAGGUUUUGCGACCCGCCUCAUUAAGCUGUAUGGGAAAGCGGGCAUGUUCUCUCAUGCGCGCAAGUUGUUCGAUGAAUUGCCCGAACUAAAUUGCGAGCGGACUGUUAAGUCUUUUAAUUCCCUUUUGGCUUCUUGUGUUAAGUCCAAGGAGUUAGAUCAAGUUGAAAAGAUUUUUAGGGAGGUACCGCAGGAAGUUUCGAUAAAAGCAGAUGUGAUAUCGUAUAAUAUUGUUAUCAAUGCUUUCUGCGAGAUGGACGCUUUGGAUAAAGCCAUCUUGUUCUUCCAUGACAUGGAGAAGAAUGGAAUGGAGCCAAAUUUGGUUACAUUCAAUACGCUUUUAACUGCACUCUAUAGAAAGGGUCAGUUCUUUGAUGGAGAAAGGGUGUGGGCUACGAUGGAAAACAAGAACAUUGCUCCUGAUCUAGUAAGUUACAAUGCGAGGCUGCGAGGAAUGGUUCUGGAGAAGAGAAUUCAAGAUGGGAUUGAGUUGCUAGCUAAAAUGGAGGAGAAGGAAAUUAAGCCAGAUGUGUACAGUUACAAUAUUUUGAUUAAGGGCUUUUGUCAAGAUGGGGAUUUGGAGGAAGCCAAAAAAUGGUAUUACAAAUUGAAGGAGAGUGAAGUUGAUCCAAUUGCAACGACUUACAGGAUACUUCUCCCCUUGCUUUGCGAGCAAGGUGAUUUUGAUUCUGGACUUCAGCUGUGCAAGGAGGCCAUUGAUAAAGGAUUCGUUUUUCAUACAGCGGAGGUGCAGCGUGUGGUUAAUGGAUUGGCUGAAGUUUCCAAGAUUGAAGAAGCAAAGGACCUUGUGGAGCUCUACAAUUCUAAGAAUAAUUUAAAAUUCAAAUUGAAAUUGCCUCAGAACAGCACUUGA
Cucumis sativus (cucumber) is the source of this 1197-nucleotide messenger RNA. RefSeq names its product pentatricopeptide repeat-containing protein At1g55890, mitochondrial-like. Gene Ontology annotation, cellular component: chloroplast. Gene Ontology annotation, molecular function: protein binding. The transcript has a single exon. Lineage: Eukaryota; Viridiplantae; Streptophyta; Magnoliopsida; Cucurbitales; Cucurbitaceae. The coding region runs from base 1 to 1197 and encodes 398 amino acids. The record is from RefSeq and is a predicted model, not a curated record.